AAGAACUGUAAAGCCUGUGCCCAGGUGAACUGGGGCAAAAAUAAAGCCCAGGGAGGAGUGAGGCAAAGAGGUCACAGGCCUGGGGUCCAUUGGGAAGUCGAUUUUACUGAAGUUAAGCCAGGAAUAUAUGGAUACAAGUAUCUGCUAGUUUUCAUUGACACCUUCUCUGGAUGGCCAGAGGCAUACCCGACGAAGACAGAAACUGCUAAGAUGGUGUCUAAGAAGCUAUUGGAAGACAUUUUUCCUCGAUUCGGGAUGCCUCAGGUAAUAGGGUCAGAUAACGGGCCGGCCUUCAUCUCCCAGGUAAGUCAGACAGUGGCCAGGUUACUGGGGAUCGAAUGGAAAUUACAUUGUGCUUACAGACCCCAGAGCUCAGGCCAGGUAGAACGAAUGAAUAGAACUAUUAAGGAGGCUUUAACUAAAUUUUCGUUGGCAACUGGCACUAAGGACUGGGUGACCCUCCUCCCCCUAGCCCUAUAUCGGGCCAGGAAUACUCCUGGGCCCAGUGGAUUAACCCCCUUUGAAAUUCUGUACGGGACCCCUCCCCCGGCUGUCUCUUUUCUUGAUCCAGACAUCUCUAACUUUGUUAGCACCCCUUCCCUGCAGACGCACCUGCGAGCGUUGCAGCUGGCACACGAAGAAAUCUGGAAGCCCCUGGCAGCAGCCUACCAAGAUGCUGUUAACACCCCUAUUGCCCCCCAUCCCUUCCAACCAGGUGACACCGUCUGGGUCCGGAGACAUCAGGCUCGAAGCUUAGAGCCUCGCUGGAAAGGACCGUGCACAGUCCUCCUCACCACCCCUACAGCCCUUAAAGUGGACGGGAUCGCAGCCUGGAUCCACGCCUCAUACGUCAAAGCGGCAGAACCUGCGCACCAGGAGGAGUCCCAAACAGGAGAGCCGCAAGAGAGAUGGCGACUGACACGAACAUCAAACCCUUUAAAGAUAAGACUGGUCAAAAAUUAAUAACCAGAGUUCUGACCCUUAUA
Nannospalax galili (Upper Galilee mountains blind mole rat) is the source of this 986-nucleotide messenger RNA. RefSeq lists its product as uncharacterized. Gene Ontology annotation, biological process: DNA integration. NCBI's taxonomy places the organism in Eukaryota, Metazoa, Chordata, Mammalia, Rodentia, Spalacidae. The record is from RefSeq and is a predicted model, not a curated record. The coding region runs from base 211 to 963 and encodes 250 amino acids. The transcript has a single exon. Gene Ontology annotation, molecular function: nucleic acid binding.